Molecule: messenger RNA, 2568 nt
Organism: Diaporthe citri
Lineage: Eukaryota; Fungi; Ascomycota; Sordariomycetes; Diaporthales; Diaporthaceae
Exons: 3
Coding region: 1-2568 (855 amino acids)
Biological process (GO): intra-Golgi vesicle-mediated transport; retrograde vesicle-mediated transport, Golgi to endoplasmic reticulum; intracellular protein transport
Cellular component (GO): COPI vesicle coat
Molecular function (GO): protein binding; structural molecule activity
Source: RefSeq, a predicted model, not a curated record
AUGAGGCUCGACGUCAAGCGCCAGCUCUUCGCCCGGAGCGAGCGUGUCAAGGGCAUCGACUUCCACCCGACGGAGCCAUGGAUACUCACCACCCUCUACAGCGGCCACGUAUACAUCUGGAGCUACGAGACGCAGGCCAUCGUCAAGACAUUCGAGCUGACGGACGUGCCCGUGCGUGCGGGUCGAUUCAUCGCGCGGAAGAACUGGAUUGUGUGCGGCAGCGAUGACUUCCAACUGCGAGUCCACAACUACAACACAUCAGAAAAGGUCGCCAGCUUCGAGGCGCAUCCCGACUAUAUCCGCGCAAUCUGUGUCCACCCGACGCAGCCAUUCGUCUUGACGGCUAGUGAUGACAUGACGAUCAAGUUAUGGAAUUGGGACCUUGGGUGGAAGUGCCAGCAGACCUUCGAGGGACACUCGCAUUAUGUCAUGUCGCUGGCAAUCAAUCCCAAGGAUACCAACACAUUUGCGUCAGCAUGUCUGGACAGGACAGUCAAGAUCUGGUCGCUCGGGUCGUCGACAGCAAACUUCACCCUGGAGGCACAUGAGCAAAAAGGCGUCAACCACGUCGACUACUACCCACAUUCCGACAAGCCAUACCUCCUUACCACCAGCGACGACCGAACAGUAAAGAUCUGGGACUACACCACCAAGUCUCUCAUCGCCACCCUCGAGGGUCACACCAACAACGUGAGCUUUGCGUGCUAUCAUCCUGAGCUCCCGGUCAUCAUUUCCGGUUCAGAGGAUGGAACCCUACGAAUAUGGCACGCUGCUACCUACCGCUUCGAGCAGAGCUUGAACUACGGCCUGGAGCGAGCCUGGUGCGUCAGCUAUCAGCGGGGCAAGCAGAGUGUCGCCGUGGGCUACGACGAAGGAUCGGUCGUGGUCAAGCUUGGUCGCGAGGAGCCAGCCGUCUCGAUGGACGGCUCCGGCAAGCUAAUCUGGGCCAAACAUAACGAGGUGGUCUCGGCUAUCAUCAAGGGUGGCGAGGCUACCAAGGACAACGUGCCCAUCAACCUCACCACCAAGGAUCUCGGCAGCUGCGAAGUUUACCCAUCUACCCUCUCACAUUCGGCCAACGGUCGGUUCGUCGCGGUCUGCGGUGACGGCGAAUUCAUUGUAUACACUGCACUCGCGUGGCGCAAUAAGCAAUUCGGAUCGGCGCUGGACUUUGUCUGGGCCUCCAAAGAAAACUCGAACGACUUUGCCAUCCGUGAGUCCCCGACCAGCGUCAAGGUAUUCAAGAACUUCGUCGAGAAGCAAGGCGGCUUGGAUGUCGGCUUCCAGGCGGAUGGCCUGGCCGGAGGAGUGCUCCUCGGUGUCAAGGGCCAAGGAGGCAUCAGCUUCUUCGAUUGGGCGACAGGUGGCUUGGUCAGGCGGAUCGAGGUGGAGCCUCGUGAGGUCUAUUGGAGUGAGAGCGGGGAGCUGGUUGCCUUGGCCUGCGAUGAUACCUGCUACAUCCUGCGCUUCAGUCGCGAGGCUUACCAGGAGGGCUUGCAGUCCGGCCAAGUCGAGGACGAUGGUGUCGAGGCGGCCUUCGAGGUCAUCACUGAUAUCAGCGAGGGCGUGAGGACCGGAGAGUGGGUGGGUGACUGCUUCCUGUUCACCAACUCCACCAACCGUCUGAACUACCUUGUUGGCGACCAGACAUACACAGUGUCGCAUUUCGACCAGCCCAUGUAUAUCCUUGGUUACAUCCAGCGCGACUCCAGGAUCUACCUCUGCAACAAGGACGUCGCUGUCACCUCAUUCGCCCUGUCACUGCCCGUGCUCGAGUACCAGACUCUGGUUCUCCGCGAGGAACUCGAGGCAGCCCAGGAGCUGCUUGCGGCAAUUCCAGAGGGCGAGCUCAACAAGGUCGCCCGAUUCUUGGACGGCCAAGGACACAAGGAACUCGCGCUAGACGUUGCCACCGACCCUGAGCACAAGUUCGAGCUUGCUCUUGCGCUGAGCCGGCUGGAUAUCGCGCUUGACCUCGCCAAGGAGGCCGAUGUUGAGCAUCGAUGGAAGACUGUCGGUGACGCUGCUCUCACAGCUUGGGACGUUUCUCUGGCCGCCGAGUGCUUUUCACACGCCAACGAUCUCGGCUCACUGCUCCUCGUUUACUCCUCAACCGCCGAUCGCGAAGGUUUAGCAUCACUUGCCAGCAAGGCCGAGGAUGCCGGCGCCCACAACGUUGCUUUCUCCGCGAAGUGGCUCCUUGCAGAUGUCGAGGGCUGUGUUAACAUUCUCGUCAAGACCGAACGUCUCGCCGAAGCUGUGCUCUUCUCACAAACUUACAAGCCCAGUCUGACUGCGGACGUGGUCAAACAGUGGAAGGAGUCCCUGGAAAAGGGCAAGAAGGGCCGUGUUGCAAAGACGAUUGGAGCCCCUGGUGCUGAGGGUGACGAGGAGCUGUUCCCUGAGUGGGACGAGUGGCUGCGCCUAGAGAAAGAGGGUGGCACAGCUACCGAUGUGGAUGUCGAGAUGGAGAACGGCAAGCCGGCGGCAGAGGCUGAGAGCGAGGAAACUGCUGAGGAGGCAGACGAGAAUGAGGAAGAGGAUGCUGAGGCGGAUGAGGAAGAGUAG